Molecule: messenger RNA, 570 nt
Organism: Saccostrea cuccullata (small rock oyster)
Lineage: Eukaryota; Metazoa; Mollusca; Bivalvia; Ostreida; Ostreidae
Exons: 4
Coding region: 1-570 (189 amino acids)
Source: RefSeq, a predicted model, not a curated record
AUGGAACUAGCUGGAAGUCCUAAGGUGAUCAGUGUGUACCUUGUUGUACAAACCUUAACUCUAUUACAGACAUGCUACUCUCAGUGCUUCGACCCAACAUCUUUGAUCAUUUACAAUUAUGAAAAUUCUGUACCCGAUUUCAACCUUUUGACAAAUGCUGAAAUGGGAAUGUGUAAGAUGGUCUGUAACAAAUUUGAGCUGUGUCUCUCUGUGGAUUGGAUACGUGAAAAAAAGACUUGCCGGCUAAACACAAGAUUUGCCAUCAAAAAUGGCACUAGCCUAAUGACCGAGGGCCGCAUCAUUCAUGUUGACCGUGAAAAUUUUCCAAAGCACCUGGCGGCCGAUUGUCCCAUGCAUAUCUGCACCGAGGAUGCAAUCUGCCUUCGGGGUAACUGUGUGCCUGUUUUAAAAGAAAAGGUAUAUAAAGACUGUUCAGAUAUUGUGAAAAGAGACCCAAGCAAGAAAGGACAAAAUGGGGUAUAUGUUAUUUAUCCAGACACCGGCCGGAGAGAGGUUUUCUGUGACAUGACGACAGAUGGAGGCGGGUGGACGAUGCAGGAGAAGUUCUGA